AUGGUCGGCGUCGCGCGCGGUGACGUCAAGCCAGAGCUCGACGAUGAUAACCCGGUGGUGACGACAAUGCCGGUGUACUUUAAUCGCGUUCUCCCGCAAUCGCGCGAAGGCUUGGCGCUGGUGCAGUACCCGCUGCGACCGGCGGAGCGGCCGUAUGACGUGGAGGGGUUGGAACAGGUGAAGUUCAAGCGAGAGGCGAUGCGAUUGGAGAUGACGCUGCCCAUCGAGGCGAACGAGAGGAAUCGAGACAACUCGGCGGCGGACAGUCAGAAAAUCACAUCGCUCGUCUUGACGAGUGCGAGCGCGAAGACAGAGGCGCAUCACGGUGGGGUCGUGGUCGGUACCGUGCGAGAUGGGGGGCUAUAUCUCACGCCGAUCGACGCAGUGUAUCAGAUGCGACCAAGCUUGCGUCACUUGGACGCGGCGGAUAGCGCGCUCAAACCUCGAGAUUACGAUAGGGAGGAACGAGAAAUGCAGGAAGAGGAGGAGAGAAAUUUGCUUCCGCUUCAGGUGCAAGUGCGACGGAGAGAGACCACGAAACAGACUGAGAUUCGAAUGAGUUCGCACGCGUAUCUGCGUCAGAGAGAGUCUGAGGAGUCUUGGAUUUCGCUGAAGCCGUCCAUGCCUGGCGACGACGAAGCGGGCGCACUUCGAGCGGCCGUUACGACAACACGCGCGGAAUCGUGCGGCCAGACGAUUUCAGCGCGAGAAUACCUCGACGCAUUGUGCCCCGUGAGCGGAAGCAAGCGCGUCGCCCCCGAGGACGAAGACGCGAACACGCUCGGCGAUGGAAGCGGUCUGAGUAAAUCUCAGCUCGCGUCUUUACCUAUCGAGCGACGCAUCCGGACGCUCUUCGCAAAGGGUCAAAAGUCGGUUAUGAAGUUUAGCAGAAUUCGUCAAUUCGUGACGGAGAACAUAGAGGUCGAUAGGCUAAUCGAAGUGAUUCAGGACUGCGCCCACUUGGUACAGGGUAACUGGGUGGCAAAGUCGACGCUUCGCUGCGGCGGCAACGUGACGUGGGAAAACAUGCGCGAUUCGGCGCUCUUCCAGUUCGCUCGCGCUCGAAACGUCAAACCAGAGCUAGUAUCCAACUGCCUAAAGCGUAACGGGACCAAACCGGAUCCUACGCUCGCAAAGAUGCGACGGGAAGUUCUCGCAGAGUUCUCGUCUCCUCGAGGUUACGGCAGCGCAGCGGAUGGAUUCGAGUUCAAUGAGUCUACCGACGAAGGUUUCCUUGCGGAUUUUCCGGAUGUCGCACAGAGAGAGAUGGAGUCUUGGCUCGCCUUGGCACCGUCUCUUGACGUCACGCUCCUGUCAAACGAGCUCACGAUUCCGAGCGUUCCGCCGCAUGUUUCGCAGGUUCGUCUCACGUCCGUUCGAUCGCUCGUGUACUCCAGAUUCGAGAAGAAGACUCAUCUUUCUCUGGUGGAUAUUCGAGCCUUCCUUUUGACGCAGGCACCCGACAUAGCGGCGUGCGCGUACUUCAGGCAGGCCGAGUUACUCGGCAUGUUCGACGGCGCCCUGGCGUGCAUCGAGGGCGUGUGCGUCCUCGUGUCCGUGGACGAUCCCGCGAUCGAUACUCUUCGACGAAAAAUAUUAGGCUUACUCUACAAGCAAGGCGGUGCCGUGAAACGCGCCGAGAUCAUGGAAGUCGCGGGUCCGACGAGUCAGCACACGUACACAAAGGUGCUCUCCGACCUGUGCACGUCCAAGGGAAACCUGUGGACCAUCAAGGCUGCGGAGGAAUUGCAAUUUUAG
Molecule: messenger RNA, 1758 nt
Organism: Ostreococcus tauri
Lineage: Eukaryota; Viridiplantae; Chlorophyta; Mamiellophyceae; Mamiellales; Bathycoccaceae
Product: DNA-directed RNA polymerase III subunit Rpc5
Exons: 3
Coding region: 1-1758 (585 amino acids)
Biological process (GO): DNA-templated transcription
Cellular component (GO): RNA polymerase III complex; nucleus
Source: RefSeq, a predicted model, not a curated record